Messenger RNA from Scatophagus argus, 3696 nucleotides. RefSeq names its product cingulin-like protein 1. Gene Ontology annotation, cellular component: myosin complex. The record is from RefSeq and is a predicted model, not a curated record. NCBI's taxonomy places the organism in Eukaryota, Metazoa, Chordata, Actinopteri, Scatophagidae. The transcript has 19 exons. Bases 141 to 3338 code for a protein of 1065 amino acids.
UGAACGCCUCUCGGAGCAGGACGGAGUGAUCGUGUCCGGGCGGAGCGGACAGCAGGAGAGGAGGAGGAGGAGGAGGAGGACUGCGUUCAACACUCGGAGUGGACACAAAGCGGUUCAUCUGUUAAACCAGCUGAGUCACAAUGGAGCCUCAUAGACUGAGCUACAUGCAGCAGCACAGUCCCAGAGGCAACCAGGACAACUUGUUUGGAGUCAGAGUCCAGGUCCAAGGGAUUAAAGGUCAGCCCUAUGUGGUUCUGAACAGUUCUGGCCAGGAGGGCCACCGGGACAUCUCCGUCAUCACUCACCAGUCAGGGUACAAUCCAGGCAUGGUGAGGAGGUCUGUGGAUGAUAGAUCCUCUCCAUCUGAGUCACUGAGGGCCGCAGCCUCCUCCGCGUUUCAUUAUCAUAAACACCCAGAGAUUCUAAGACCUUAUGACCCUGAAAGUAAUAACCUGAACCAAGUCAUUCCUUCACCAGCUUCAGUUGCUCAACCCAGGCAACUGAACACCGCACUCCUUCCUGAGACAACCCAGACUGCUAAUGCAAAUAAACCCAGGAUCCCUUUGCCUGCUGAGGGCCCAGAGGGAGAUCAGAGUGAUGUGGCUCCGACCAAGACACCUCCUUCAGGUCGACAGCUCCCGGCAAGGUCCCCAAACUCAGUAGAGACCGACUCCAUCUUAUCUGUAGGGCAGCUAAUAAGCCAGUUCAACAGCAGCCAGCGGAGGGGAAGGGGAGGCCCGAGGAACAGGAUGGACCCAGAGCAGUGUCGCAGGUCACGCAGCGUGGACAGCGGUCGAACUUCAGACUCCUCAUCCUCAUCCCCCUCCUCCAGCAGAGCCUCGUCUCUGAAGGGCAUCAGGGGCGAGACACCAGGUGGGAUAUAUCCUCCCGGGUCAGCAAGAGCUCGACUCCUCGGCGGAGAGGCUUCUUUGGUGAACAAGAGGGAGGAGAACAAGUCCAACAGACUGCUUAAAGGACAUAAUGGAAAAGAGUCGAUGUCUCCAUGUGCUGCAAAGCUGCUUCACAGAGUAGAGAAACCUUCUGUCGCCAGAUCAUGUAGUGAGCAGACUGAUGACUCUGAUGAAAGAGACAUGCAGGUCACUCCUGAUCUUCUGAAAGGACAGCAAGAACUCUCAGUAGACCCACCUGAAGAGGCAGCAAAACAAUUACUGUUCACUUACCUAAAGGAUGGGACGACUGAUGAUGACUCCACCACUCAGAGGAAAGUCACCCUGCUGCUUGAAACGGUCAACAAGGUCAAGUGGAAGACUGCCGAAAAUGGGGAGGAGGAGGAGAAAAUUUGUGCAGCUGAGGUGAAGCUCUUGCAGCAGAAGCAGGUAGCGCUGGAGAAAGAAUUGUCUGAGCUAAAUCAACAACUGGAAACCGAGAUGAAGAAUGAAAAGACUCUGGCCAAGGCUUGUGAAAAGGCCAGGACAGAGAAGAAGAAACUUCAGGAAGAGUUGGCUAAAAGUCAGGAAGAGCUCUUCAAACUCAGGGACAGACUGGCAGACAUUGAGGCAGAACUUCAGUCAACCAAACAGCAGUUGACUCAGAUGAAGGCAGAGAGAGAAAGAUCUAAGACAGAGAUGAAAGACCUUCAGCAGCAGCUCUCGGAGAUGCACGAUGAGCUGGACCAAGCCAAGAGGGCAGAGGUGAUAAAUACCGAGAAAGAAGUCCUUCUAAAGGAUAUGGCGCAGCUGCGUGCAGACUUUCAGGAGAUCCUACAGGUAAAGGAGGAGCAGGAGGAGGUGCUGCACCACAGGGAGAGGGAGCUCAGUGCCUUGAAGGGGGCGCUCAAAGAGGAGGUGGAGACUCAUGAUAACUACAUGGCUGCCCUGAAGGAAGAAUAUGAAAAUGAGCUUGAGAAGCUGCUCAGGGAUUUAGAUCUGGCCAAAGAGAGCAAUGCUCUACUGGGUCAAGAACAGGUCAAAGCAGAGGAAGAGAGAGGUGCAGCCAAGUUGCAGCUGAAGGAGCUGAACCAGGAGAGAGAUCAGCUGAGAGGAAAGGUGCAGGAGCAGAACAACAAGGUGGAUCAGCUGAAUCAGGCCAUCCAGGAGUGUCAAACCACACAGAGACUGUUGGAGCAGAGAGCAAAGCAGCUGGAGAGGGAAAAGCAGCAAGUUGAAGAAGCACUAAAAGACGUGAGGAGGAAUGAGGAGGAGAUGUGUCAGUCUAACCAGUCGCUGCUCACUCGCUUGGAGGACGUGCAGAGUAAGUUGACCAAGCUAAAUCAUGAGCACAGGGACCUGAAGGAGAAGCUCAAGGAGGAAAGGAAACAAACAGAGGAACUGUGGAAGACAAAAACUGCACUGGAGGAUGAGAGGAGGCUGCAGGACAGGACUGUGGAGCAACUGCAGAGGAAGAUGAAUAGCAUCAUGGAGGAGUGCGAGGCGUCUACAGAUGUACUUCAGGAUCAGGUCGACGAAGCCAGAGAGAAGAGUCAGAGGGAGUUGGACGAGCUGCGGAGACAGCUGCAGGAAAAGGGAGCAGAACUGGAGAAAUCUCGACAGGCAGCCAAAAAACUGCAGGAAGAGCUGCUUCCUCUGGAGGAGGAUCUGCGCCGGUGUCGAAGGGAGCAGCAGGAGGCCCAGCUGAGGGGCCGGCAGCUGGAGCAGAGGGUGGAGGAGCUGGAGGAGAGGAACGCAGCCAUGGUGGGGGAGAGAGAGCGGCAGGUCAAGCUCGUGGAGGGACGUAUCAGUCAACUAGAGGAAGAUCUCCAUGAUGAGCGCAGCGGUGCUGACCGAAUGAUGGAGCGAUUAGACAAGACCAAAGUGCAGAUGGAUCAGAUGAGGAAUGAGCUGAUGCAGGAGAGAGCGAUCAGGCAGGACCUGGAGUGUGACAAGAUGAGCCUGGAGAGACAGAAUAAAGACCUGAAGAGCAGAGUGACUCAUCUGGAAGGAUCACAGAGGACCAAUCAGGAUUCACUCGUCUCCAAACUUAACAGCCGCAUCCAGGAACUCGAGGAGAGGUUGCAAGAAGAAGAGAGAGACAACAAUAACCUGCAACAAGCGAACCGCAAGCUGGAGCGCAAGGUGAAGGAGAUGAAGAUGCAAGCGGAUGAGGAACACAUCAACCUGCAGAGCGAGAGAGAUCAGCUGACUCAGAGGCUGAAGAUUGCGAAGAGGCAGAUGGAUGAGGCGGAGGAGGAGAUCGAGCGUCUGGAACACGCUAAAAAGAAGCUGCAGAGAGAACUGGAUGAGCAGAUCGAGGCCAACGAGCAGCUUCACAGCCAACUGAAUGCACUGAGGAAUGAGAUGAGGCGCAAGAAGAAAUCACCUCCUCUCAUUAGGGUUGCGGAGGACAGUGUGAACGAUGUGGAAGACUUUGGAUCUGACUGACUGACUGGCUGACUGAGGUUUAAUAAAAAGAAAACACACUAUAACAGAACAGUCACUUCUGGAGACUUUAUUAAGGAAUAUUUGACUGUGAAGUAUCCUUGAUACCAUAACUCCAUUAACAUCUCAGGUGUGAUUUCAUUAUGUUUCCAGUUGUGAGGACUGUGGCACCUUGCCAAGGCUGACCUCUUGUGGCAACAUGUAAAACUACAAUAUCUGACAAACUGAUCCUUUACAAUGCAACAAACUGCCUUAUUUACCUGUACUCAGAUUGAUUAAUUUGUCAUGUAAGUUAUUCACUUGUGGUGUGAGUUAAUAUGGUGUAAACUGCAAACCUAAUGAAUAAAUGUAUUUAAAUACA